This is a messenger RNA of Aspergillus tanneri, 1077 nucleotides long. RefSeq names its product glycoside hydrolase family 1 protein. Gene Ontology annotation, molecular function: beta-glucosidase activity. The transcript has 4 exons. Lineage: Eukaryota; Fungi; Ascomycota; Eurotiomycetes; Eurotiales; Aspergillaceae. The record is from RefSeq and is a predicted model, not a curated record. The coding region runs from base 1 to 1077 and encodes 358 amino acids. Gene Ontology annotation, biological process: carbohydrate metabolic process.
AUGGCACCUGCUAAACUACCGUCCAACUUUGAAUGGGGAUUUGCGACAGCGGCGUACCAAAUUGAAGGGGCUGUGGACGAAGACGGUCGUGGAAAGAGCAUCUGGGACACGUUCUGUCAUUUGGAACCCUCACGUACCAAGAAUGCCACCGGCGACGUUGCCUGUGAUCAUUACCACCGCUACGAGGAAGACUUCGACCUUCCUUCUAAAUACGGAUCGAAAGCUUAUCGAUUCUCUAUUUCCUGGUCCAGGAUAAUUCCUCUUGGAGGGCGUUAUGAUCCCAUCAACGAAGCCGGAGUCGCAUUCUACAACCGAUUGAUCGACUCCCUUCUCGCCAGAGGAAUCACUCCCUGGGCUUUGCAUGAUCGCUACGGCGGCUGGCUGGACGUGGAAAAAUCGCAGAGGGAUUUUGAGAGGUAUGCCCGCGUCUGUUUCGAGCGAUUUGGAGACCGCGUUCGCAACUGGAUUACUCUUAACGAGCCCUGGAUCGCGGCCAUCUUCGGAUACGCAACGGGCGUCAACGCGCCUGGGCGAGGUAGCAUCGCCCCUGGCAUAACUGAAGGGCAUACUCCAACGGAACCGUGGAUUGUUGGCAAGUCUCUUAUCAUGAGCCAUGCUCGUGCUGUUGUAGUCUACAAACGAGACUUUCACCCAGUGCAGAAGGGGCAAAUCGGGUUUGGCCCAGGUUUACCCGCAGUGUAUGCGAGAGCAGCUGCGCAAUCGCCUGCCAAAGUUUCUUUCUUCAGAGAUGCAACUCCUAAAGAAGCCACUGUUGACUUCUACGGUAUGAAUUACUAUACGGCCCAGUUCUGUCGGCAUCGCACUACGCCAGCACCUGAGAAUGACUUCUUGGGCAACGUUGACGAGCUGCAAGAGAACUGCGAGGGCGUGUCUAUCGGGGAAAAGAGCGGAGUGUCUUGGCUGCGAUCUUGCCCAAAACAGUUCCAGAAACAUCUGGCUCUCAUUUAUCACCUGUAUCAGAAGCCCAUCUAUAUCACCGAGAAUGGGUGUCCCUGUCCUGGGGAAGACCUCAUGACCCGUGAAGAGUCGGUACAAGAUAUCUAUCGCAUUCAAUAA